Molecule: messenger RNA, 1488 nt
Organism: Diprion similis
Lineage: Eukaryota; Metazoa; Arthropoda; Insecta; Hymenoptera; Diprionidae
Gene: GPHR
Product: Golgi pH regulator A
Exons: 8
Coding region: 103-1461 (452 amino acids)
Biological process (GO): intracellular pH reduction
Cellular component (GO): Golgi cisterna membrane
Molecular function (GO): voltage-gated monoatomic anion channel activity
Source: RefSeq, a predicted model, not a curated record
CAGCGGACAUAAGUAUAUUGUUGUAGGUGUUGUGUACCUGUCACAAUUGGAAUAAUGAACUCGUAGUUGUGACAAUUCGAUUAAAAACUGUUUCGGCCCAGGAUGGGCUUUUUAGAGGACACGUGUGUGAUCCUUGGAACGCAGGUACUCUUCUUCCUAGGAGGAUGGGUAUUCUUUGUGAAGAAAUUAUUUCGGGACUACGAAGUCCACCACAGAUUGGUGCAGCUGAUUUUUUCCACGACAUUUUCUUUAUCUUGUACAAUGUUUGAACUUAUCAUAUUUGAGAUUGUCGAUGUGCUGGAUUCCAGCUCAAGGUAUUUCCAUUGGAACGCCGGCCUGUACAUGCUUUUGUUCAUGGUGAUAGUGUUGAUACCGUUUUACAUAGCCUACUUCAUUAUAAGCAACAUCAGAUUCGUCAGGCUGAAUUUGAUCAGGCCACUAACGGUACUGGUGUAUCUCUUUUACUUGUACCUGUUUUGGAAAGUCGGAGAUCCCUUUCCUAUCCUUAGUCCCAAAAAGGGUCUGCUGUCCAUAGAACAAGGUGUCAGUCGGAUUGGAGUUAUUGGCGUGACGGUGAUGGCACUUUUGUCAGGGUUUGGAGCAGUCAACUACCCGUAUUCAUCGAUGGCUUAUUUUAUGCGGCCUGUUUCCUACACAGAUGUACAAUCGGUAGAGAGGAGGCUGCUUCAGACGAUGGACAUGAUAGUGGCUAAGAAAAAAAGAAUUGCUCUUGCGAAAAAAGGGGAAGUCGCUGGUCAGCCUGAGGCUAGAUCCCGUCUCUGGGGAAUGCUGGCUCCCUUGGGAGGAAGUAAAGGAAGUCAGGAAAAUAUAAAACAACUUCAGCAAGAAGUUGCGGCGUUAGAAGAGUUGUCUCGACAAUUAUUUCUAGAAGCGCACGACAUCCAAAACGCUAGAGAACGACUCGAAUGGGCUGCGACGUGGCAGGGGAAGUACUUCAAUUUUCUCGGUUACUUUUUUUCCCUAUACUGCAGCUGGAAGAUUUUCAUUUCUACAAUUAAUAUUGUCUUCGACCGAGUAGGCAAAAAAGAUCCCGUUACACGAGGAAUGGAAAUUGCUGUACACUGGAUCGGAUUUGACAUUGACGUGACUUUCUGGUCUCAGCACAUUUCCUUCUAUCUUGUCGGGUGCAUAGUCGUAACGUCCAUCAGAGGGCUUCUACUGACGCUUACAAAGUUUUUCUACGCGAUAUCAAGCAGCAAAUCAUCAAACAUAAUCGUUCUCAUAUUAGCUCAAAUAAUGGGGAUGUAUUUCGUCUCAUCUGUACUUCUCAUGCGAAUGAACAUGCCUGCCGAAUAUCGUGUGAUUAUAACGCAAGUUCUUGGUGAUCUGCAGUUUAACUUUUAUCACAGAUGGUUCGAUGUGAUAUUCCUUGUGUCGGCGCUAUCUUCUAUUGUAUUUUUAUAUCUGGCUCAUAAGCAGGCUCCCACGGAGCGUGCUUGAAGCAUAAAUAAAUUAUUUUUUAACAUA